Messenger RNA from Pyricularia oryzae 70-15, 1596 nucleotides. Its product is annotated as high affinity ammonium transporter. Bases 1 to 1596 code for a protein of 531 amino acids. The transcript has 4 exons. Gene Ontology annotation, biological process: ammonium transmembrane transport. The record is from RefSeq and is a predicted model, not a curated record. Gene Ontology annotation, cellular component: plasma membrane. Lineage: Eukaryota; Fungi; Ascomycota; Sordariomycetes; Magnaporthales; Pyriculariaceae. Gene Ontology annotation, molecular function: ammonium channel activity.
AUGGUCAAGAUACAUGAGAUCGAGCUCGAUGAUUUCUACGCCAUCAAGCGGCCGUACAAUGGCUCGGCCGAGACUGGGGGAGAUGCUCUGGUGCAGGACUUGAACGUGUGGUAUAAUACGGGCGAUAUUGCCUUUGUCAUCACAAGCACAGCCUUGAUGUUGCUCAUGAUACCGGGGAUCGGUUUGUUCUACUCAGGCCUCGCACGACGCAAGUCGGCCCUCUCGCUGAUGUUCCUCUCCAUCCUGGCGCUGGCCGUGACGACGGUGCAGUGGUUCGUGUGGGGCUACUCGCUGUCCUUCUCGCGGACGGCCAACGCCUUCAUCGGCGACCUGAGCAACGCCGGUUUCCAAAGCGUCCUGGCGCGUCCCUCCAUCGGGGGCGACAGCAUCCCGGACCUCCUCUUCGCCGUGUACGAGGGCAUGCUGUCGGCGCUGACGGUAACGCUGGCCGUCGGCGCCGCGGCAGAGAGGGGAAGGGUGCUGCCGGCCAUCGCCUUCAUGUUCGUCUGGGCGACGCUCGUCUACGACCCCAUCGCCUGCUGGACGUGGAACCCCGCCGGUUGGUCGUUCCGGAUGGGCGGGCUCGACUACGCCGGCGGAACGCCCGUGCACAUCGCCUCGGGCGCGGCGGCGUUGGCGUACUCGAUGAUGCUAGGUCCGAGGCGGGGCCAUGGCACGCACGAGCUGAAUUUCAGGCCACAUAAUGUCGCUCACAUCGUCAUCGGGACGGUGUUUUUGUGGUUCGGGUGGUUUGGGUUCAAUGCCGGGUCGACGCUCGCGGCGAACCUCCGCGCCGUUCUGGCUGUUGUCGUGACGCACCUGGCGGCGUGCGUCGGGGGGCUUACCUGGUGUCUUAUGGACUAUCGGGUGGAGCGGAAGUGGUCUGCCGUAGGAUUCUGCUCCGGGGUGGUCGCGGGGUUGGUGGCCAUCACUCCUGGGUCGGGCUACGUCCCCGUCUGGGCUGCAAUACCCUUUGGAAUCCUAGGAGCAUCAAGCGCCAACCUCGCCACCCGGCUCAAGUUCACCCUCGGCAUCGACGACGCGCUCGACAUAUUCGCCGUGCACGGAGUGGCCGGGUUCAUGGGCAACAUCUGCACGGCGCUCUUCGCCCUCAACCAGGUGGUCGCGCUAGACGGGCCCUCGGCCGGCAGCUCCCGUGACGGCAUCGCGGGCGGCUGGCUCAACGGCCACUGGAUCCAGAUCGCAUACCAGCUGGCGGGCUCCUUUGCGGGUCUGGCCUACUCCUUCAUCGUGAGCUGCGCCAUCCUGGCCGCCCUGGACCGCAUCCCGGGCUGCCGCCUGCGCGCGACUGACGAGGCCGAGGUCGCCGGCAUGGACGCGGCCGAGAUGGGCGAGUUUGCCUACAACUAUGUGGCGCUGACCCGCGAGCUGUUGCGGGUGCCGGGCGAGGAGAAUGGUGGAAGCGACGGGACAGCCGUCUGUGAUCCUUUCUCACGGCCGUCGGCCAUGGCAGCGAGACAUAGCCAGUGGUUCUCGGGCCGGCGGGAGCUGCUUCAGGCCGACGAUGGCGGGUACCAUGUGAAGCCGGCGAGGGCAAGGCUUGGUUCCGAGGGCACCAUCAUUAGUCGGUGUUGA